Messenger RNA from Aspergillus wentii DTO 134E9, 993 nucleotides. RefSeq lists its product as uncharacterized. NCBI's taxonomy places the organism in Eukaryota, Fungi, Ascomycota, Eurotiomycetes, Eurotiales, Aspergillaceae. Bases 1 to 993 code for a protein of 330 amino acids. The record is from RefSeq and is a predicted model, not a curated record. The transcript has a single exon.
AUGACGAUACCAUCGCUGUCCCACGUCCCCGAGGGACUCGUGGGAGGGUACCAAGGCAACAGCCUGCCCAUUCGAAUCUUGAUGGUUGUCUUCACCUCGAUUGCAUUGUACAACGCCACUGAGCUUGUCAUCCUCAUCUUCCUCACUUUCAACCGUUACAGCGGGCUCUACUUCUGGACCAUGCUUCUUUCCGAUGUCUUUGGGGUCAUCCCCCAUGCCAUUGGCUACCUCCUCGAGUUCUUUUCUAUCGGUCCCAUUUGGCUGGCCAUCACGCUGUCCACCAUCGGCUUCUACCUCAUGGUUCCCGGCCAAUCCAUCGUCCUCUACUCACGUCUUCACCUCGUCGUGCAAAACCCCUAUCUCCUGCGACGCGUACUCUUCCUGAUCAUCUUCGACGCCGUCAUCCUACUCGUCCCUACCACGAUUCUCACCUACUCCACCGUAUACGUCGGAACCGAACCCAUCAUUCGCGCAUACAAUGUCAUGGAGCGUAUGCAGUUGGCCUGGUUUUGCGCGCAAGAGUUUGUGAUCUCGGGAAUCUACAUCUGGGAGACAAUCCGGUUGCUUCGUCUCCGCCCAGACAAGGACCGGGGCCGGCACAAAAUCAUGUACGAGUUGAUUGCCAUCAACUUUGUCAUUAUUCUCAUGGACAUUGCACUCUUGGUCCUCGAAUACCUGGGCUUCUACACUUUGCAAACCACCCUCAAAGGGGCUGUUUACAGCGUCAAGCUCAAGCUCGAAUUUGGUGUGCUAGGCAAGUUGGUCGCAUUGGUUCACACUCACACCUCUGAGCCCAACUCCACCGAAAACGAGGAGUUUCCUAAUUUCGUCAACCCGGCCCAACUCACGACCGAUGUCACUCACGCCGCCCCGACUGACUCCCGAUGGGCGCAUCCCCGACGGGCAUGGGGUGCUAUCUCCAUGGACAGCCUUGCUCCGUCAGAACGGCAAGAUCCUCCUUCUUAUUCCCUCGACAGCUCUCGGCCUCCAUGA